AUGGCAGAUUCGUUGAGUGAUGACCAGGCAGCCGAGCCUCUCUUGGCCUUUGAUCCACCUAUGGAAGACCAGGUCAUCGGUGAAGACAACACUUUCCGAACUCAGAAUGCUUCUUUGAGCGAUUGGGAAAGACGCAGCAUCAUCGAGCGAACCAGUGGGAGCAUCCAUACUCGCGUUGAGCUGCUUUCAGUCAGUCACGGAUCAUACAAUGAAGGAGGAGAUGAAGCAACACUCCUGGUCUUCCGUUUCCGAUUUGACCCUCAAAAGAACUCUCGCAGAGUCCUUUGGGCCAAAGUAGAAAUUGAGUUCUUUGCCGAGGAUGACUUGGAUCUCAUAGUGGAAGCCAUCGCACCCGAGGAGCGCUGGGCAGUGGUGCCGACAAGUGAUACAGAGACGACAACACGCAGCGGUCAGCUAAACUUGGGUGCGUCAGGUGUGCCAUUGCUUCAGGCUGGCGUUUCAGCAGGCUUGGAGAAGACGUACAGCAGGGAUGUCAAAGAUGCGACUACUAUCACCGGCAGCAAGAACCUCGGUACUGGAAAGAACUCGGGCGAUUCUACAGUGGCUGUAUGGAAUUUUCAAGAGAAUGUGCGGCAUAAGACCGGUGUUCCGGAUUCGGUAACGACUGCGAUCUUACUGCGACGCUCGUCUGAUGAGCGUUUUACUGCGGCAGUGACACUGGAGGCUGACGUCGACUGGGUUACUGGCUUGGAACGCAAGUUUGCCAAGAUACCAUUGGACGAUCCCAUUCUUUUCAACCCCAAAGAGACAGCGGCGCUUAGCAAGAAGGGAAGGUCUUGCGGAGUGAAAGACUUGGCGGAUGUUGAUCUUUAUCAAUUAUGCAAGGUGAGAAUGGCUGUCGAGGCUCCAUUCGCUGUAAGUUGA
This is a messenger RNA of Fusarium musae, 885 nucleotides long. RefSeq lists its product as uncharacterized. The record is from RefSeq and is a predicted model, not a curated record. Bases 1 to 885 code for a protein of 294 amino acids. The transcript has a single exon. NCBI's taxonomy places the organism in Eukaryota, Fungi, Ascomycota, Sordariomycetes, Hypocreales, Nectriaceae.